GUUUCUGCGAGUAGGAUUGACCAAAAUUCAAUGGUAAUGCUCAUUUGUCUCAUAGAGAUCUACGCUUUUGCAUCUGUACCCACGUUUAACAGUUUGUUUUUCAUUUUUCACGCGAAAUAGACGUCUUCCACGAACGAGUUUUUUCUGACCGCAUUUUUCACUGACGACAAUUUUUUUAAUAUAAGUCUUAAAAGGCUUAACAUUUUAAAAAGGCAUGUAAAAAUUACGUUUUUAAGACUUGAGUUGUUGCAUUACUUCGAUUUUAAUUUUUAUCUUCUAAAAUAUCUGCAUUUUAAAUUUCAUAAAAAUCCGUUGACAAAUAUCUGAGAUAUCAGGCUCGAAAGUCUUAGCUGAGACACCCUGUAUAAACAAGUAAAAGAUUGAUUUUUUUAUAAAUUUUUUUCCUUAGCAAUCGUAUUAGUUGUUAACACAACCGUGUUAAUUGUUUACUAUUGAGUUUGCUUGUUUAUCCAAUGAUUUAUAGACCAAAAAAUAUAUAACACUUUAAACUCAGUUAAAUGUCUUCUAUCAUCAUUCGUCACCCAAGAAAUGGUCCGAGACUUAAAUUAUCUUGUAGAAAUUCUAGUCUACAGGGGAUAAAUUGAUGUGCUUACUUAAAUCUCCAACAGGAAAAUAUAGCAAUAAAGCCCGCCAAAUUGAAAAAUGUUUUAUCGGAAAAUUAGCGAUACGGGAUUAUUUUGUGAUAAAUAUUAACUAAUUAACAUCUGCCAACUAAUGUAAAUAGUUAGUUUAUCUUUAAGCUCGCUUGUCUAUUUUGUUUUUGUCAUUCGCUCUUCACGCAGAAAUCAAAUGGCCAAUUUAAAAAAAACUCUUGAUUUUCAAGUGCUACAGAAAGGACAGGAUUUUAGAAAACUUCGCCUCAAACAGUGGUUUUCCAAAUGGGACCGAACAAUUGCUGCUAUUACAGCAAUUAUAAUGUUUUUCAUGUUAUUGAGCUUCGUUAUAGUGAACAUUGAAAACGACAAAGAAAAUUUGUUUCCUAAAAUCAGUGGAGCAAAACGUGACAUUUUAAACACUUAUGCAGUUAAACUUUCAAAUCAUGGUCCAGAAAUAUGCACUGUUUCAGAAAGUACUAAAGUAACAUGUGCAUCUAUAAAUAGUGAAAAACUAGUAGAGGACAUAAAUAAGACCAUGGAAGGAAAACCAAUUAAAAAUUAUCAAGACUUAAACCUGGUAGAAAUCACCUUCAAAAAUAACAAGAUCGAAAAGGGUUGGUUGGAAGGAAUCAUUUUAAAUAUAGUCACACUGACUCUAAUAAACUGUCAGUUAUCUGAAUUAGGGGAUAAAUCAUUCAGCGGUGAUGUUUUUAAGAAUUUAAAAACGUUAACAAUUAGCGAUACCAGAAUUAACACAUUUAGAAGAAACAUUUUCGAAGAAUCACAAAUAACCACAUUACAAAUCAACUAUGGGACCAUGAUGGGAUCAUCGUUUGAAGAAAAUGCAUUUGGAGCUUUGGAACAAACACUUAAUACACUUCAACUGCAAGGAUGUUUGAGUCAUAAUGUUUUGCUUAAUAUAACAGGUCCUCAAACUUCACUAACCUCUUUAAGCGUUUUGGAUCUGCGGAAUAAUAAUUUAGGAAAAAUACAAACUUCCAGUUUUUCGAAAAUGACAAAGCUGAGGCAAUUAUACAUGUCAGACUCAAGCAUAACAGAAAUAGAACCUGAAGUUUUUGCUUCGCUAAAUUUAGAGCAGCUAGAUUUAAGAAACAAUGAAUUGAAAACUUUGCCAGACCAUACUUUUGAUAAUGUGAAAAGUGGAAUUUCAAUUGACUAUAACCCCUGGAACUGCGACUGUGAUUUAGUAUGGUUAAGAGAUUUCUUUGAAAGCCACUCUAGUUGUUUUACCGAUCUUUUGUAUUGUUCUACUCCCGAAGGGCCCAAGUCUUAUAAAGAGGUUGAUUUUUGCUCUGAUACGAAUUCUAGUACAUCAACAGAGAUUAGUACAACCGACAUAACUGAUAUAAGUACAAUAUCAGAACUAACAACUACUCCACUUACGCCCGCAACACAAAAAGUAUUAUGUAAUGAGGGAAAUAGCCCUCGUGGUUUAGAUCCUGUAGAACCCAUAGAUGAUUAUCAGAUUUUGGUUCGCAAGGGACGAGUUAGGAUGCAGCUGACACAUACUGCAGAUCAAUACAGAACAUAUACUUUAACAGUCCGAGGUAAUCUAAGCAAUUCAUCGUUACUUUGGAGCAACCCAUCUAGCAUUUGGUGUUUAAAACAUAUCAUAGGUAAUGGAUCCCAAUAUGAAAUCGAGCUCGAAAACGAGGAAACUUACUUGUUCUGUUUUUUGGAACCUUUUCAAGAUACAGCCUCACCUGAUGAUUGUGGUGCUGUAACCACUCCACCUGCGUUAGGAAACCGAGCCUGGAUCACAAAUAAAUUUAAAAUACCGUUAAUUUUUGCUGUUGGUGGAUCGCUACUUGCUGCUGUUUUGAUAAGUGGGAUAGUAGUGUUCUAUUGCAUACGACAACAUCCUAAUCUGAUCAAAGGAAAUAAACGUGUGAUAAUGGUGGAGAGUCAAGCUGCAGAUGCGAUAAUCAUGCCAAAAACGUACGAUGAAGUUAAUUAUAGACCACCGUCAUUGAACAGUUAUAGUAAUGGUUAUCUAACGCCAAAAUACAAUUGGGUUUAUAAACAAAGAAUUGUUCCACAACACGUGAGAACAAUUUCAGAACAUACUGCGUUUGUUAUACCAUCAGAAAGUUGUAGGAAAGGACAUUAUAGAAGAAGGACACGUGUAGAACAUGUUACGCAAUCUUUUGAUGAUCAUGUGUAUGAACCUCCACCACCAUUACCACCUAAUCAUCCCUCCGAAAUUAUAAAUUUUGACUGCGUUAGUCAAAGUUCUAGCAAAGUAUGAAAUUCACAAUAAUUGAUAACUUCCACAUUAAUCAAAUAAAUAAAUGUAUUUUUCUACUA
Tribolium castaneum (red flour beetle) is the source of this 2945-nucleotide messenger RNA. RefSeq names its product leucine-rich repeat transmembrane protein FLRT1-like. The record is from RefSeq and is a predicted model, not a curated record. Gene Ontology annotation, cellular component: extracellular matrix. Lineage: Eukaryota; Metazoa; Arthropoda; Insecta; Coleoptera; Tenebrionidae. The transcript is spliced from 3 exons. Bases 811 to 2886 code for a protein of 691 amino acids. Gene Ontology annotation, molecular function: protein binding.